This is a messenger RNA of Closterium sp. NIES-65, 705 nucleotides long. The record is from the annotation of a GenBank genome assembly. Lineage: Eukaryota; Viridiplantae; Streptophyta; Zygnematophyceae; Desmidiales; Closteriaceae.
AUGGCCAAACGGCUUAUCCUUGCCUGCAAGAGCAGCGCCCCUCUCGUUCUCGACCAGCUCUCACUUUAUGGCCAGGAGCGGCUCGUCAUCUCCUCCCUCCGCCUUGCAUCCGCCCGAGUCGCCUACCUCAAUGGCCCUCCCAUCGAUUACUACCCCGGCGACGAUGACUUUUACCCUCAUUGGGAAUCCCCUAAACCGCCUCCAGACUGGCAGCGCAUGCACCUCCGCAGGUUGCCCAAGUUCUCCUGGACUGCACGCCUGGCCGCCAUAGCACCCACAGUGGAGGUGCUUAUAGUGAGGCAUGGUGUGCCUAUAGAGAAGGUGGAUGCGGAGUGGAGCUGCCUACGCAGCCUUGGGAUUGUCGUGGAGAGUGAGGAGCGGUUUGAGAUGGAUUUAAAGGUUGAGAAGCGUCGGGACGAUGGCGAGGAGGAGGUUACUGUGGAGAAAUUUCAGGAGCGCAGCCAGAGGCUCUUGGAGAAGCAGCGGCGGCGGCAGGAGGAGGAGCGACGGCAGGAAGAGGAAUGGCAGCUGGAAAGGGAGCGGUGGCAGAAACGGGGGCAACCUCGUCGCUCGUUCUACUGGGAGAAGCAGGGGAAGGAGUUGGCUGAGACCCCUAUAGUGCAUAUGGAGGAGCGGCGUGUCGAGCAAUUGCUUUGGGGAGAGGUGACCAAAGAAUGUGAGGGAGAAGAUGCACAGUUAGAAUAG